Messenger RNA from Medioppia subpectinata, 924 nucleotides. The record is from the annotation of a GenBank genome assembly. NCBI's taxonomy places the organism in Eukaryota, Metazoa, Arthropoda, Arachnida, Sarcoptiformes, Oppiidae.
AUGGACACAACGACUGCCGCCGACGGAACCAAUGGUGCGGUGAAUGGGUCUGAAGUGAUGGUCGGAAUCGGAGGUCCGACCGAUGCUGAGGAAAGCGGUGGCGGCGGAGGAAGUGGCGGAUCGGCAGCGAUGGAGCAGUUCCUCAUUCUCGCGAAGACGUGCAAAGGCUUGUCGGCGGUUGAGCUGAUCCGACAGGUGUUGGAGUCGCCGCACAUCUAUGUCUUCGGCGAGUUCUUGGAUCUGCCGAACAUCCAAGAGUUGGCCACUAAUGCCGACCACAAGCCGUACUACGAGUUGCUUCUGGUGUUCGCUUUCGGCACUUAUCGUCAGUAUUUGGCCAGAAGUGGAGAACUGCCGGCUCUGACGGACGCCAUGCGUACGAAACUGAGACACUUGACGAUUGUCUCGAUGGCCACUAAACGCAAACACAUUCCGUACGAACAACUGCUGGAAGAGCUCGAUGUGAAGAAUUUGCGCCAAUUGGAGGACAUAAUCAUUGACGUGAUCUACGCCAAUGUGGUGACCGGCAAAAUGGAUCAGUUGAACAAUCGGCUGGAGAUCGAGCAGACCAUUGGGCGCGACAUCCGGAAGGACGACCUCAAGACUGUGGCCAACAUUCUCAACGAGUGGUGCCGUAACUGCGAUAACGUGUUGAGGAAUAUCGAGACACAGAUAGCGAACGCCAAUCACAUGAAGGAAGACAGUCAUCGCCAGAAGACAUCACUCGAUCAGCAGGUGUUGACCGUCAAGAAGAACCUGAAGACCAAUCAGGAUAUGGACGACUCGAUGGGCGCCGAGUGUGGAGUCACCGGCGGUUCGCCGAGAGAUCCGCGAGAAAUGAAUUUCGAGAAAAUGAAGAGAAACGCCGCCAAAGGGAAAGGUCUGAGAGGUUCGGGCGCUAAGUUCUGGAAGCGCGACACUUAG